Molecule: messenger RNA, 2343 nt
Organism: Nematolebias whitei (Rio pearlfish)
Lineage: Eukaryota; Metazoa; Chordata; Actinopteri; Cyprinodontiformes; Rivulidae
Gene: gle1
Product: GLE1 RNA export mediator
Exons: 15
Coding region: 81-2222 (713 amino acids)
Biological process (GO): regulation of translational initiation; poly(A)+ mRNA export from nucleus; regulation of translational termination
Cellular component (GO): nuclear pore; cytoplasm; nuclear pore cytoplasmic filaments
Molecular function (GO): phospholipid binding; inositol hexakisphosphate binding; translation initiation factor binding
Source: RefSeq, a predicted model, not a curated record
GUAACAGUUUGGCGGCUCCGAAUGUUUCAUCGGUAGCUGUUAGAUUUGUUUAUUUAUUUUAUUUUUUCUUUCAGUCUGCGAUGCCUUCUGAAAGUUUAAGAUGGGAAACUUUGCAGGCGUUAAAAAAUUCAUCCAAAGGAAAAGUCACUUUCGAUCCGCGCUGGUCGGAAAGGGGCGAGCAUAUUUUGGCAGGUUGUAAAGAGAUCUUUAGCUUAUCGUCUCACACUGGAGUUAUAUUGGAGCAUAUCGACUCAGUGUCCCUGCAAAAGUCCUCCUUCCUAGACUCCAGUGUCAACUCUGAGGAGACUCCAGCCUCAGUUUCCUCCACAGGAUCCAUUAGUGACCUCAGCAACAAACGCACCACAUCUUUGUCUCCUUUAUCUUUUAGGAAUGGUCACAUUCAGGCUGUUGGUGAAGAAGUGAAGGAUGAAAGUCCAGAGGCAGAUGUCAGGGAAGUUUUCAGUCCUGGAUCACCACCUGCCAUUUCCCUGCUGUCGCCCAAAGCCAUGGAAACUGCUGGUCGUAUCAUCCGGUUCGAGCAGGAGCAGCGAGAAAAGGCCAAGAUGGCGCUCAGACAGCGGCAGGAGAUGCAGGAGAAGCUGGUGGUGGUGGUGGCGAAUGCCGAGUCGGAGCAGCUGAAACGCUUCGAGGAGCUGAUGGAGCUGAAGCAGAGGCAGGAGUUCCAGAGUAUGAGGGACAUGAUGGACAGAGAAACUAAAGAGAGCAUGGGGCGUCAAGAGAAACUGAAGGAGGAGCAGCGACACAGAAUAAGGAUCCUCAACCUGCGUUUGAGGGAGGCGGAGCAGCAACGACUCCGGGAGGCGGAGCUCGAGAAGCAGAGGCAGACAGAGGGCAGAGAGAGGCUGCGUAACCUCAACAGCAUCCAGGAGGAGAUCCUGCAGCUCAACCAGCUGCUGGAACCAUCCACGCAGACCGACUCUGACCUGCCGGCGUCCAGCCUCGACUCGUACAGUGCCCGCGGCAACCAGCUGUGCUCCCAGGUGUCGGAGGUCGUGAGAAAGACCGCAGAGGGAGAGUUUCCGAGCUUGGAGGACAUGACGAUCGCUGAGCGAGCUCUCCAGGAGAUGAGGGCGCUGAUGCAGCAGAUGCAGCAGGAGGCAGUGAAGGCUCAAGAGAAGAAGAAGAACGAGCAGCAACAGGAGGAGGAGCGCAGGAAGCAGAAGGAGCUGCAGGUGCAACAGGAGGCGCAGAAGAAGGCAGAGCAGGCGGCCAAAGAAAAAUCACAGAAAAAAGGGCUGCAGAACAACGCUGAAGUCAGCACCAUGAAGUGGUACAAGAAGCUGCAAGACUCUGCUGUUCAGUGCACUCAGUCCUUCGAACAACUCGGCUCCCCAAAGGAUGCCCAGACAAAGAAGCUGAAGCUAGAGCUCCAGAAAGCAGCCGCCAUCCCCGUCAGCCAAAUCUCCACCAACUCUGGAUCGCAGCUCCGGGAAAUCUUCGACAGGAUCGACAAGCUGCUGUCGGGACGGGUCGUGGUGUCCGGUGGGAAGUCCGUGUCCACCUCACAGCAUCCACAAAGUCUGGCGUUUGUCAGCUACAAACUGGCCGAGAAGUUUGUGAAACAAGGUGAGGAGGAGGUAGCGUCUCACCACGAGGCAGCUUUCCCCAUCGCCGUGGUGGCCUCUGGGAUUUGGGAGCUGCACCCCCGGGUGGGAGACCUCAUCCUGGCCCACCUGCAUAAGAAAUGUCCGUACGCAGUUCCCCACUACCCUCCAAUGAAGGACGGCACGUCUGUGGAGGAGUACCAGAAGAUUCUCGGCUACCGCGUGGACGACUCCGGGGUCGAAGGUCAGGACAGUUUUCUGAAGAGGAUGUCUGGGAUGAUCCGACUCUACGCCGCUCUGAUCCAGCUGAGGUGGCCCUACGGCGCCAAGCAAGGGUCUGCUCCUCACGGCUUGAACCACGGCUGGCGCUGGCUGGCUCAGAUGCUCAACAUGGAGCCUCUAGCAGACAUCACUGCAACGCUGCUGUUCGACUUUCUGGAGGUUUGUGGCAACGCGCUGAUGAAACAGUACCAGGUUCAGUUCUGGAAGCUCAUCCUGCUGCUGAGAAACGAGUAUUUCCCCAGGAUUGAAGCUGUGACCAGCAGUGGACAGAUGGGCUCAGUGAUCAGACUGAAGCAGUUUCUGGAGACGUCCCUGCAGAACCGACAGAUCAGUCCGCCCAAAGGCCAGCUGAGCUCCACGUUCUGGAGGUCGUGACGCAGGAGGACGCGUUUCUGCACGGCGCCUGUAAGAACUGAAUAAAACGGAGAAGCAUGGAAACAGCUGCUGGUGUGAUGGUGGAAAUUCUCAGGCAGUAGCUUUUCUGUUUUUAACGUUG